Molecule: messenger RNA, 1116 nt
Organism: Adineta ricciae
Lineage: Eukaryota; Metazoa; Rotifera; Eurotatoria; Adinetida; Adinetidae
Source: the annotation of a GenBank genome assembly
AUGAAAAAAUUUAUUUACUUGAAGCAUAUCCAAAUUCAGAAUGGUAAAGACAAUCCGCAAAGCGAUUCGCCGGCAAUAAUUCCGCAUUCAUCCGAAUUCGAACGACUAUGGAAAGAAACGGAACACCUUCGUGCUGAUUAUAGACUAACAAGUGAUAAAUCAGACGCAUCCGAACACACUCCUGUCGCAAAAUCAGUUUCAAUUCCGGAUGAUUCACACAGUCCGUAUCAUACAUACGAUGGAUUCGUUCCAAAAUCUGCUUUAAAACAUUUUUCACCGACUUCACCAUCCUGCUUAUCUGAUUACAGUCCGCCUGCGUAUUUAGUUCCAUUUCAAAUGUACCAUCAGCAGCAGCAACAACAACAUUACUCUGUUACACCUCUCGGUGAAGUUCCGUAUCAACACUCAUUAUCACCGUUUGACACAAGCCCAUUUCAGCAAAUACUAAAAAUAUCUUGCGUUUGUCAACAAUGCCAAUCGAUUACUAAUGAUGCCUAUUCGGGACCGAUUACCUACGAGGUGUUCAGGAAACAACAGUAUCGACACCAUCGUCCACCUAGCCACUGUUGUUCAUUGAAAAAUGAGUUAUUAUCCGGCACAGCAUUAUCUGAAGAUGUUAAACCGAUUGAUGAAAUUAAAGAACAACCGAUAGAACAAGAGAAAAGCUUUCGUGCUUCGACACUAUUAUCCUUACAUAUAUCUCCGCCAUCACCUGAAGAUCCUUUAAAGUUAAAAUCACCGUUCUAUCCACAUAGAACGAUCGGGAAAAACCGAUCGUCAACGAAGAAAACGUCAGAAAUCACCAAAGCGAAGCAUAGAACCCCGACGGCAGCGAAAAAAGAUUCAAACACAGGUACAAUUCAUGUUUGUCCGUAUCCGGACUGUGGCAAAACUUACAAUCGACUAUUUCAUUUACGUUCGCAUAAACGAACACAUAUGGGAAUCAAACCGUACUCAUGCACAUGGCCAGAAUGCGGAUGGAAAUUCGCUCGAUCAGACGAGUUAACACGACAUUUCCGUAAACAUACCGGUGUUAAACCAUUUGUCUGCAAACAUUGUGACCGAGCAUUCUCACGCUCCGAUCAUCUUCAACUUCACAUGAAACGGCAUACUUGA